GUACACCAUUAGCAUUUCAUAGUCAUACAUAUAUCCUCCCAUCGUUUCUUGUUUGUUUACGUAAAUUUUGUGAACAUUGCAUUAUUUUCCAGGACGGGUGCCCGGUUAUAUUAUUAUUAAGCAACCUUUCAUUAACCAGUUUACUUGGUACCUGCUUUGUAUUAUAUUAUGCUGAGAUCAGGGAUGAAGAUUCUGUUUCCCCUGAGGAAUGGAUUGGCUCUUUAAUAGCUUCAGGCACAUAGGAGUACAGCAUGUCACUCGAAAACGGGAAGAGCAGCUUCUCUCUAAAGCAGUGCUCUGAUGAAACAGAAGAGAAUGAUGUAAAAUGGGUUCAUUUGAACAGUAGUGCGAUCCAAGACAGCGGAGUGAUGGCCGACAACGAGCUAGAAGAGAUGGGACAACCGUAUCCAGAAGUCCAAAAUGUAGAAUCCAAGCCUCAACUGGGAUGCAAAGAUCAGCUCAUCAAAUCCAACUGUCCGGAGAAGACAGUUUUCUUGGCGAGUGUCGCUACAGUGGUCAUUGUAUGCUGUUCCAUGAUGUCCUUCCAGUGGUUUCUACCGUACCUCUACACGGCAUACCUCUUCGUCCUCUUACCAAUCCGUGCCUAUAAGUACACUGCUAUGAAGUGGCAGUUCUUCCUGGCUGAUUGGUGCUACGUUGCCAAUUUGAUGAGCCUCUUAUACUUAUGGGCUGCCCCAUACAAAUCCACCUUCUUCAUGAUCGUGUUUGGCGUGUCCAACGGUCCCGUGACGUGGUCCAUCAUACUCUUCCGAAACUGCCUUGCCCCACAUAGCAUAGAGCGUAUGACAUGCCUCGUGAUCCAUCUCAUGCCUAGUUUGGUCACGUACUUGAUCCGAUGGUAUCCCACCGAGACGUCGCAGCACUGGUACAAGGACUUUGCCGACACCACCCUUGUGGAGAUUGCUACGGGAUGGGAAUUUCUGUGGUUGUUGGCGGUGCCACUUGCUUGCUACUUGGGCCAUUUAGUAUUGUAUUUACUAUUCUUCAUGUGGAUUUUAGGGUCAACUUUCAGUUCUUCCGAAUACCUCAACAAUUACACCUACAUUGUUUAUCAGGGCAAUAAUUUCUUUUCCCGAGCUAUUAGAUGUAAAGGAGGAAAGUUUAAAUUGUUGGUGUACCUGACUUUCCAGUGUAUAUAUGCCUCAAUAACAAUCACCUUGACGUGGCUCUGGUUCAACUUCUGGAUCGCUCACAUCGUAUUCUUGUGCUCUGUCUUCACCAUUGCUACCUACAACGGGUCAACCUAUUACCUAGACCUGUUCCCGAAAAAGGGCUAUGCUUCCGAUCCGUAUCGACUUUGUGGAAAGUUACCCGAGUGAACUGGACCCGUUCUUGAGGCAUAGAAUGUCUUUAAAUCUAACCCAUGUUGACUGCAGAUAGUUAGAGGAAUGAUCAUUCCCAUCUAGGUUUAUUGCCAACAGUAGGCUUUUAAUUCUGUGCGUUAUCAGUUAGAUAGAAAGUCUGGAUAAAAACUUGCUAAUGCCUCAAGUGCAACCUAUGAAAGCAUGAAGCCAUCAACCAUGUCUUCUAAACCUGCCUGGUGGUAAUUGGUAAAGUAAAAUAAAGGUUACAACUACAACAUGUAGGAUUGGCAGUCUCCAGGAAAUUUCAUUUUUUUCUUCAACGGUGGGAAAUACUGGGAAAAUACUUGUAAGUACUGGGAAGCACUCAAGUGGAAAAGGGAGGUACGGUGAAAUGCUAGAAUAUGCUUGAGAUUAACACCUCUCUAGAGGCAAUACCUGAAAAUAUUCAAGAAGCGUUUAAACUUGCCAUGAUUAAUUGUAACAUGAUAUUUAUUUUAAUUUCCAGUUGAAUUGUAUAUUUUGAUAAAGUUGAAUGGGGUGAAUGGUGUGUGAUUUGUAUAUUAUACAAAAAAUAUAUUUUUUGUGUGUCUAUCUUCCUAAUUUUCUUGGUAGAUACUUUUGACUUACCUACCUCUGCAUUCUGGUCAGUAUUUCCUAGUAUAUUUAUAAAAUUGUAUUCUUCAUGAUAUGAAAAUAAUCGUAAAUAGUCACUGUUUUGCUCUGUGCAUAUCCUAUGAUAUGAUAGAAAGAAAUUUGCUAUAAACACUUACUUACUUUUGACAAAUAAGUUGGUGUUUGUGAUAUUUGCUAUUUAUUUGAAUUGUUAAAUUGUUACCGGUACAUAUUUUACAAGAUUUUUAAUUUUUUUUAAAAGAAGAUAUUUUUAAUGAGCUAUCAAUAUUGUGUUUGAAUGGAAUAAGGAAAUGAUACUACUUAUCACUCUAAUGUUUUUUUUUUGAUAGACAUGUUAAUAUUGGUACCAUUUUUACAACAAAUACUUUUAAAAAAAUAUGCAGUGUACUAUAUGCAAGUGUAUUGAUGCAUUUUCCCUUUCUGCGAGUUCUUCAACCGUGCUUUUCUUUAAUAAGUGACUUUGCGAGUACUUAAUAAUGAGUCUGUGACUGUAUCUUACAAAAGAAAAUCCAUAAUAAUUUAUUGUACUAAGGCCCAUAAAUUUUGGUGAUGUGAUCAAGUGUAUCUGUCAAUUUAAGCUGAGAAAAAUAUUGUAUAGUAUUUUUGAAAUGUAACAAUUCAUUCCUGGUGCAAUUUUGCUUUUGAACACAUGCUAUUGUAUAUAUUCAAAUGGAUGUUGAGUGUGAUAUACAGUAUAUUUUUGUA
Molecule: messenger RNA, 2663 nt
Organism: Lytechinus pictus (painted urchin)
Lineage: Eukaryota; Metazoa; Echinodermata; Echinoidea; Temnopleuroida; Toxopneustidae
Exons: 7
Coding region: 252-1340 (362 amino acids)
Biological process (GO): phosphatidylcholine biosynthetic process
Source: RefSeq, a predicted model, not a curated record